Cyprinodon tularosa is the source of this 2594-nucleotide messenger RNA. It is a transcript of the gene det1, whose product is annotated as DET1 partner of COP1 E3 ubiquitin ligase. Gene Ontology annotation, biological process: positive regulation of proteasomal ubiquitin-dependent protein catabolic process; protein ubiquitination. Gene Ontology annotation, cellular component: nucleus; cullin-RING ubiquitin ligase complex. Lineage: Eukaryota; Metazoa; Chordata; Actinopteri; Cyprinodontiformes; Cyprinodontidae. Gene Ontology annotation, molecular function: ubiquitin-like ligase-substrate adaptor activity; ubiquitin protein ligase binding. The record is from RefSeq and is a predicted model, not a curated record. The coding region runs from base 282 to 1937 and encodes 551 amino acids. The transcript has 9 exons.
UUCUGCGUUUCCUGUCUGCUUCCUCAACAACAAACAUAGCAGGAGGUCUACAUUUACUCAAAAUCUGUUCAAAUAGGAUUUUAUUCUUCUCACAUUUUCACUUACUUUGGGUUUUCUAAGAGAAAUGAAGCUGAAUACCUCCGUUUAGACGGAGUCGGGUAAAGAGGUUCGGGAAACUAAUUCACUAACGCAGCUGAGACGAUGAGAAAUCAUUGGUUUUAUGCUUCCCACAUGUAGCAAAGCGACUGAAGCAUGUUUAGGACGCUCCCCUGAUCACUGCGAUGGACGAGGACACUCCAACUUUGAAGCCCAGACGGAUCCAGAAUCAGAACGUGGUCCAUCGCCUGGAGCGGCGAAGAAUUUGCUCGGGGCGACCCGGAUCUCACUGGUACCGAGUGCGCUGCUUUCACCAGAACCUGUUCCCUAACUUCACUGUGGUGAACGUAGAGAAGCCGCCUUGCUUCCUCAGGAAGUUCUCACCGGAUGGGCGCUACUUCAUCGCCUUCUCCUCCGACCAGACGUCCCUAGAGAUAUAUGAAUACCAAGGCUGUCAGGCAGCUCAGGACCUGCUGAGAGGCCAAGAAGGAGAGACUCUUUCAACAGCCAAUGACCAGCGCUCCCUCAACAUCCGGGGCCGCCUGUUUGAGCGCUUCUUCUCUUUGCUUCACGUCACUAAUGUGGCCUCAAACGGAGAACACCUCAACCGGGAGUGCAGCCUCUUCACAGACGACUGUAGAUAUGUCAUUGUCGGCUCAGCCGUUUACGUUCCCGAUGAUCCUCCGCCGUACUUCUUUGAGGUUUAUCGCAACAACGAAUCGGUGACCCCCAACCCUAGGUCUCCUCUGGAAGACUACUCUCUCCACAUCAUCGACCUCCACACCGGCAGGCUUUGUGACACCAGGUCCUUUAAGUGUGACAAGAUCAUCCUGUCUCACAACCAGGGACUCUACCUCUACCGGAACAUCCUGGCUGUGUUAUCAGUCCAGCAGCAGACCAUCCACGUGUUUCAGGUCACACCUGAAGGGACCUUUCUGGACGUGAGAACGAUCGGCCGCUUCUGCUACGAGGACGACCUCCUGACGCUCUCGGCCGUUUAUACGGAAGCUCAGGCAGAGAGUCAGACCGGGGUCCCUCGCCUCUACACCGACAAAACCAUUAACUCCCUCAAGCACAGGUUGCUGGUCUACCUGUGGAGGAGAGCCGAGCAGGACGGCAGCGCCACGGCCAAGAGGAGGUUUUUCCAGUUUUUCGAUCAACUCAGACGUCUGAGGAUGUGGAAGAUGCAGCUGCUGGACGAGCAUCACCUCUUCAUUAAAUACACGAGUGAAGACGUGGUCACGCUGAGAGUCACCGACCCGUCGCAGCCGUCGUUUUUCGUUGUGUACAACAUGGUGUCCACCGAGGUUCUGGCUGUCUUUGAGAACACCUCUGACCCGCUGCUUGAGCUCUUCGAGAACUUCUGUGACCUUUUCAGGAACGCCACCCUGCACAGCCAGGCUGUCCAAUUUCCCUGUUCUGCUUCGUCCAACAACUACGCACGCCAGGUCCAAAGAAGGUUUAAAGACACUAUCGUGAACGCCAAAUACGGCGGCCACACCGAAGCGGUGCGGCGCCUGCUCGGUCAGCUCCCCAUCAGCGCCCAGUCAUACAGCAGCAGCCCUUACCUCGACCUGUCGCUCUUCUCCUACGACGACAAGUGGGUGUCAGUGAUGGAGAGGCCAAAGACCUGCGGAGACCACCCCAUCAGGUUUUACGCCAGAGAUUCCGGUCUGCUGAAGUUUAAGAUCCAGGCGGGCCUGCUGGGUCGGCCCGUUAAUCACGCCGUGCGCCGCUUGGUUGCUUUCACUUUUCACCCCUUUGAACCCUUCGCCAUCUCCGUUCAACGAACCAAUGCCGAGUAUGUGGUCAACUUCCACAUGAGACACGUCUCAGCAUGAAGUAAAGCCGUGUGUAAGGUUAAAACUCCAGGGGUUGUGUUCAACUCCUGGCAGAGAAACGUCCAUCCUUCUGCUCCUCUCAGGGUUCCUGAACAUUUUGAACAAAUUUAUGUCAAAAUUCUGGACUCAUUUUUUAUUUUUUUUCAGAGCUCUACACGUGUUUUAGAUAUUUUGUUCCUGGUUCUACAGAAUUGAAAUAUAAAACCAAAAAACAACAGGCCGAUGAACGGACGAAAAGGCGGAUUAAUAGAACUUUUUCCAUAAUGGGACAAGAAUCCAGCCCAAGUCAUGCAAAUAUUUUUUCCAUGCUCCUUUCCUUUUCCAGACUUGAAAAAAUACCCCCAGCCCUUAUCCCUUCUGACCCUCCUCCCUUCUCAGCACACAGCACUUCUGCCUUUUCCCUCUCACCUCCUGUUAUUUCUUCCCUCCUCUGCGGAACAAAGAGGCAGCUGAUAGAAUAAGUGUAAAUGGAGACGUGGAGAGUGUGUUGAGGUGCGAUCCAGAUAGGUUUUUCUUUUUUUAUGUUCGCAUCUUCAGUCAUUUUGAUGCUCCAAUGUUACUUUUUUUUAUUCUGAUAUUAUUUUACUUUUUAAUGUUUGAUUUUACUUGUUCUACAACCAUUAAAGCCCAUUUUAUUAUUCAUUUUAGCGCCAAAAA